This is a messenger RNA of Oncorhynchus kisutch (coho salmon), 7402 nucleotides long. Its product is annotated as pecanex-like protein 2. The record is from RefSeq and is a predicted model, not a curated record. The coding region runs from base 252 to 6395 and encodes 2047 amino acids. Gene Ontology annotation, cellular component: membrane. The transcript has 34 exons. NCBI's taxonomy places the organism in Eukaryota, Metazoa, Chordata, Actinopteri, Salmoniformes, Salmonidae.
GGUUAGUGAUGCAGCGCUGUAUAACUGCUCGUGCUCUCUCAGGAUCUACGGAUCUUGGACCCACGAACAGAGGAUUAGAGACAGCCGUCCACCAUGUGAGACCUGACAUUCGGAUGGAAUGAUGCGGAAAGCAAAUCGCGAAUGAUAGUUUGAUAGAACACGAAGACCUAGAAUUUCAACAUGGUAGAGGCGUAAUAAAUGGGCUACAUAUGCAUCUACAUCGUUUGUAGAAUCCAUCGCAGUUGAGGAGGAUGGGCUCGCAACUGGUACAGACUUUGCGUCAAGGGGUUUGGGCAUCAUUGACCGGAGGAUGGUACCAUGACCCGGACCAGAACAAAUUCAAUAACUCCUGUCACCUCUAUUUGUGGAUGUUCCUUCUGAUGUUGCCACUGUUACUACAUUUGGCUCUUCCGCCCACCACCAUGGCACUUAGUAUAUACUGCACCUCAGUCACCAUCUUCUUCAUCAUCAUAAAGAUGGUCAACUAUCGCCUCCAUGUGAUGUUUGAUGAAGGCGACGUUGUGACCCCAAGCAGUCUCUCUGAUGUCAUCCAAGGUGCAGAGAAUAAAAACAACACCUCAGAUGCAUGUCUUCCAGCUAAAUUAAGGAAAAGCAGCACUGUUCCUGACAGUGUUGCCAUGACAAUGUUGACCAGAAACAGGCCGAAUCCAGUCAUCCAGGUUACAGUAAAACAGACAGAGACGGACCCUGGGUUGAUUGGAGUGGAGUGCCCAAAAUCAGAAAACUUAAAGAAUACUGAAGACCAGAGUGACAGUAUCCAUGAGGAGAAACAACCCACAGAGAGACUGCAGCCUGAGGAGGAGUUCUCCCCAGAGGACCUGUCUAGCCCCAACCCUGACCAGGCCACCCCUCUCCUGCUGGGGGAGCAGAAGCAUGUGGCUCAUAGGGAGAUUGCUGAUGAAGGAUUGCCCUCCUCCAAGGGGAGUGAUGAAGAAAGAAGCGAGCAGAAGGAACUGGAGAAACAGCCCCAACAGGACCCCAACAACAACUCUCUAGAUUACAUUCAGGAGCAUGAUGACCCCCUCCCACCUCCUCCUCAGCAUGACCAACCAGAGGAGACAUACUGCUCGGACGAGAUAGCUGUUGUCUUGGUUGACAACUCUGGCCCAUCAGACCGCCUGGACGAGAACGACACAUUCAAGAUCAUCAUCACAAUGAGCUGUGAUGCCCAGACGGCUGCGGAGCUGGAGGAGUCGGUCAAACAGAGCAUCCUGGAGUCUGCCCAGGCACAGAUGGUCAUCGGCCACCAUGGAGGGGCUGCUGGCAACUGCCUCAACAAAAUUCCUGUUAUCACCUUUGACUCGCCUGAGGAUGAUGAACAGAGUGGUGCAGAGAAUGAAGGGGAACCGUUAUCUAAGGUUGACCCUGCUCAGCUGCAGACUCCAAGCCCAGAUGGCCAGAUUACCAAAGAGUUGAUGAGCUCUGACUCUGCCGCUCUGGACUGCCGGGACCCCACCCCCCUGUCGACCACACCCGACAACAGCAAUUCUGGCAUCGACAUCCACUCCCACCCUGAUGAGAACGACCCUCCAGACCUCAAUGUGGAUGCAGAUGGCUUCCUGCGAAUCCCGUCUACGUUCAGGAAGUACGGCCCAGGGGGCAGGACACACGUGCGAGGCCUGAGCAUGGACAGUGGGAAAGAUGCAGUCCUCAUUGCGGACAGAUCACAGAACAGACAGACUACCAUGACCUCGUCUAAGUCAGACCUGGAGGCCAAGGAGGGUCAGAUCCCCAAUGAGACCAACUUUGUGGAGUUUGUUUCGCUGCUGGAGUCCAUUAACAGCACCAGGGGAGCCAGUGGAAACCCACCAGAGGAGGCGACAGAGGAGGGGGACAGAGCAGAGAAGGAAGAGGACGUCAUUGACGCUAACUCAGAGACAGAGAGCCAGCAAGAGCGUCCAAUCCCUCCCAAUACUCUGGCCACAACAGAAACCCUCCACACCAUCCCUGAAACACGGAUCCCCAUUGUGUCUCCAGACAGUCCCCAGACAGACCAGGAUAAAGAGCCAGACUACGACUCCUUGCCCUCCCAAACAUCUCAGUCAGAGAGCUCCAUGCUCCAGGUUAUAUGCAGACCAGAGGCCACUAACAAGGAGGACGCCUAUACUUUCCAUACAGUCCACAGAGACAGACCUCGUAAGCUGUAUGCUGAGAGAGCGCUAAACCUACCCCUGGGAGCUGAACUUAUCACAGGCAACAUGUGUGAUCUCCUGUCCACUUCCUCCAACUCGGAGUACCAGGACGAGCUGGCGGGCCCACACACAGACUGCCCCUUCCAGCGCCGCAUCAUCCCUGCACACAGGCUCCGGCCUCGGAGAACGCACCCCGAAAUCUUUCAGGAGGAGGACUCGAUCGGUGAGUCGUCAGAGACCUCCACACAGGAAAAGCCCUCUCCUAAGCUGUACUACAAGCUUAAGCUUUUUCCUGGGAAGUGGGUGAACAUCUUGUAUGACCGGCUGACCUUGUUGGCGCUAUUGGACAGGAACCAAGAUGUGGUGGAGAACAUAGUGGCUGUGUUCCUGGCCUUCCUGGUGGCCUUCCUGGGGUUUAUCCUGCUCAACCACGGUUGCUUCAAAGACAUCUGGGUUUUCCAGUUCUGCGUGGUCAUCGCUAGCUGCCAGUACUCGUUGUUAAAGAGUGUGCAACCUGAUGCAGCCUCGCCAACACAUGGACACAAUCAGAUUGUUGUCUACAGCCGGGCAGCUUAUUUCUGUAUCUUCUGUGGCCUUAUUUGGAUUCUGGAACAGAUGUUAAGAAGGAAGGACCUGCCUGUGUCCACUGUAUAUGGCAUCACCAUAGUAUUAGCAGAUGCUCUCACAUUCCUGAGAGACAUUUUAGUGGGCCUCACUUUCUGCUUUCCUAUCACAUUUCUCCUUGGCCUGUUCCCACAAAUCAACACCUUUAUGAUUUACCUGCUAGAACAAAUAGACAUUCAUUUCUUUGGUGGAACAGCUGCAACUGGACUCCACUCAGCAGUGUACAGCAUAUUCCGUAGUCUGACGGCAUUAUCUUUGCUGUACGGGUUCUGUUUUGGAGCUCUGAAGGAGCCCUGGGAUGAACAGCACACCCCAGCCUUGUUCUCUGGGUUCUGUGGCUUGCUGGUGGCUCUUUCCUACCAUCUGAGUAGGCAGAACAGUGACCCGACUGUACUGAUGUCUCUGAUCAAGUCCAAACUGAUGCCCACUCUUGUGGACAGUGAGGAAGAGGGGGAAGACUCAGAAGACAUCAAGGACCCUCUUCCCGAGAAGCUCAUGAAUUCAGUGAAGGAGAUUCUUCUUUCGGAUCUUGUGGUCUGCUCCAUUGCCUUCAUUUUAACCUUUGCUAUUACUUCAAGCACUGUCUUCCUGUCCCUAAAGCCCUUUGUGACCAUAGUACUGUAUGCUCUGGCAGGGACUGUGGGCUUUGUCACCCAUUAUCUCAUACCUCAGUUACGGAAGCACCACCCUUGGCUCUGGAUCUCUCACCCAGUACUAAAGAGCAAUGAGUACUCCCAGUAUGAGCCCAGAGACAAUGCUCAGUUGAUGUGGUUUGAGCGUCUGUACGUUGGCCUGCUGUGUUUUGAGAAAUACGUUGUUUACCCAGCCAUCAUUCUGAGUGCGCUCACCAAUGAUGGCUUCUCACUCAGUCACCGCAAGAAGCUAGGCAUCCACUGUGAUGUCUUGUUGAUGACAGUUGCUGGGAUGAAGCUCCUCCGCACCUCCUUCUGCAAUCCCAGCUUCCAGUUCGUCACUCUCAUCUUCACUAUCGUCUUCUUCGAGUUUGACUGCAGCAGAGCCUCUGAAACCUUUCUGCUGGACUUUUUUAUUAUGUCCAUUGUCUUCCACAAGCUCAGCGAUCUGCUUCACAAGCUCAACUUCAUCAUGGUUUACAUCGCACCGUGGCAGAUCUCAUGGGGCAGUGCCUUCCACGCGUUCGCUCAGCCCUUCGCUGUGCCUCACUCAGCUAUGUUGCUGCUGCAGACGUUCAUCACAACUCUGUUCUACACCCCUCUCAGCCCCUUCCUGGGCAGCGCCAUCUUCAUCACCUCCUACCCGCGGCCCGUCAAGUUCUGGGAGAGGAACUACAACACCAAACGUAUUGACAACGCCAAUAGCAGACUGGUAUCUCAGGUUGAUAAAGAGACAGGAUGUGACGACAACAACCUGAACUCCAUCUUCUAUGAGUAUCUGACACGCUCUCUGCAGCACUCUCUGUGUGGUGACCUGAUGCUGGGCCGCUGGGGGAACUACAGCUCUGGAGACUGCUUCAUCCUGGCCUCUGACUACCUCAACGCCUUCGUUCACCUCAUCGAGAUUGGCAACGGCCUGGUCACCUUCCAGCUCCGAGGCUUGGAGUUCAGAGGUACAUACUGCCAGCAGAGGGAGGUAGAGGCCAUCACUGAGGGUGUGGAGGAGGACGAUUCCUGUUGCUGCUGUGAGCCGGGCCACCUACCAAACGUCCUGUCCUGCAACGCGGCCUUCAACCUGCGAUGGCUGGCCUGGGAGGUCACCACCACCAAGUACCUGCUGGAGGGCUACAGCAUCAGCGAGAACAACGCUGCCACCAUGCUGCAGGUGUACGACCUGCGCAAACUGCUCGUCAGCUACUAUCUGAAGAGCAUAAUCUACUACCUGAUCGAGUCCCUGAAGCUACAGACGUGGAUCAAGGAUCCCUCUAUCACGAAGGCUCUGGUUUCCUACACCAAGUGGCACCACAUAGAGAGAGACCCGGCCGUGUUCAGCAUUAAGAUAGACGAGGACUACGUCCACUGCCUCCAGGGCGUCACCAGGGCCAGCUUCUGUAACAUCUAUCUGGAGUGGAUCCAGUACUGUGCCAACAAACUGGAGGAGCCUGUGGACUGUGACGAGGACUCCCCUCUGGUCACUCUGUGCUAUGCCUUGUCUGUGCUGGGCAGGAGAUCCUUGGGGACAGCAUCUCACAACAUGUUCAACAGUUUGGAGUCGUUCUUGUAUGGGUUCAACACUCUGUUCAAAGGAGACUUCCGUAUCGCUACUAAAGAUGAGUGGGUGUUCACAGACAUGGAUCUGCUGCAGAAAGUGGUGGUCCCAGGCGUGAGGAUGAGUCUCAAGCUCCAUCAGGACCACUUUACAUGUCUGGAGGAGACAGAGGAGCCAGCCAUCUUGUACAAGGCCAUUAGUAACUACAAGAUCAGUCUGGUGAUCUGCCAUGAGAGUGACCCAGCCUGGAGGAAGGCAGUUUUGUCCAGCCGGGACACUCUUCUCACACUGAGACACAUAGUGGACGACGGCACGGACGAGUACAAGAUCAUCAUGCUCUACAAACGCCACCUCAGCUUCAAGGUCAUCAAGAUCAAUAAGGAGUGUGUAAGGGGCCUGUGGGCCGGCCAGCAGCAGGAGCUGGUGUUCUUACGCAACCGCAACCCAGAGCGCGGCAGCAUCCAGAACUCCAAGCAGGCCCUCCGAAACAUGAUCAACUCAUCGUGCGACCAGCCGCUGGGCUACCCCAUGUACGUGUCCCCCCUCACCACCUCCUACAUGGGCACCCACAAGCAGCUGAGGAGCAUCUGGGGCGGCCCUCUCAGCCUGGACGGCAUCAAGACCUGGCUCUUGUCCAAGUGGCUGCGGGUGCGGAAGGAUAACCUGACCAGCUGUAACAGUGGUGUGAACAUGGAGGAUGUGGACUGUGCAGGGGGCUCCUCUUCUCUGAGCCACAACCCAAACUCCAUCACCUCCCAGAGCCUGAGUCUGUACCAGGCCAGGCCCAACAGGACCUCUCAGGCCAAUAGGCAGCACACUGCAGGGAGGAGAGAGUACCGGAGCCGCUCAGUGCAGCCCCAGAGCCAGCGGCCUCCAGUCACCAGCCGGCCCAUCCUGGAUAGCGAGCAGGUGUCAGCUUCGGCCAAUGGCCUGGUGCAGCGCCUCUCCAACAGCCAGCUGUCCUGCAACACCUCCAUCGCCUCCGUCUUCUCCCAGGUUCCACGACUCUCCACGGCCGGGGGCCAGCUGAGCUCCCAGCUCCAGGCUGCAGCCCACCACCGCUCAAGCCAGGUGUCCUCCUCCAGCUCCACCCUUAGUCUACUGUUCGGCAAGAGGAGCUUCUCCAGCGGCCUUGUCAUCUCUGGCCUGUCGGCAGCCGAGGGUGGUAACACCACGGACACGCAGUCGUCCAGCAGCAUUAACAUCACCAUGGGUGGACCCUCCAUGGGUGGACCCUCCUGCCGGUCCACCAGCAGAGCCGCGCAGUGGACAUCAGAGCCCUACGAGAGUAUAGAUGCAACCUACUCCAACACUCCCAAUGGCGUGAAAGACAACACACCGUCAAAAGAUAAAGGCUGCACACAGGGCGCGGAUAAGAGCCAGGAGGACACAACAGCCUCUGCAACCCAUAAACUCCCAGAGCAAAUGACUAUCUGAGAGCACCAACACAUGCCUCACUCCGCAGCAUGUUCAGCCCCAGUGUUCUGAAUGUAAACAACAAUGUCCUUUGCUCCAGUGACAAAAUAAAGAAUUUUUAUGAAAAACACAUUGUUCAUUAUCUUACGCCAGGGAGGGUUGUCCAAACGGUUAUGAAUUAUGUGUUAAUAGUGUUCUAAAAUCUCCAACACAACAGAUUAAUUACCAGUGGUGGAAAAAGUACCCGACUGCCAUACUUGAGUAAAAGUAAAAAUACCUUUAAUAGAAAAUUACUCAAGAAAAAGUGAAGGUCACCCAGUAAAAUACUAUUUGUGUAAAAGUCUAAAGGUAUUUGAUUUUAAAUAUACUUAAGUAUCAAAAGUAAAUGUAAUUUCAAAAAUAUACUUAAGUAUUGAAAGUAAAAAAUAACGUCAAAUUCCUUAUAUUAGGCAAAGCAGACGGCACAAUUUAAAAAAAAUUUUUACGGAUAGUCGGGCACACUCCAACACUUGACAUAAUUUACAAAUGAAGCAUUUGGGUUUAGUGAAUCCGCCAGAUCAGAGACAAUACGGACGACCAGGGAUGUUCUCUUGACAAGUGUGUGAAUUGUACCAUUUUCCUGCCCUGUUAAGCAUUCAAUAUGUAACGAGUACUUUUUGGUGUCAGGGAAAAUGUAUGGAGUAAAAAGUACAUUAUUUUAUUUAGGAAUAUAGUGAAGUAAAAGUUGUCAAAAAUAUAAAUAGUAAAGUACAGAUACCCCAAAAACUACUUAAGAAGUAUUCUAAAUAUUUUUUACUUAAGUACCUUACACCACUGUUAAACACAUUCAAAGAUUGAGUCAUGUUCACGGUGUCGUUGGAUCACUGGAUUCAUUCCACACUGGAGUGUGGACAAGAAUCACUUCUGCUAUUUGCACCACAAACAGAUCACUUCAAGGAUAUCUGGUGCAUGAGAUAUGGACGGCUUUUAUGGACUGAUGUUCAUUUCACAACACACCCAGCGUACCAAUAAAACAAAUCCAACAAAUA